This is a messenger RNA of Microthlaspi erraticum, 483 nucleotides long. The record is from the annotation of a GenBank genome assembly. NCBI's taxonomy places the organism in Eukaryota, Viridiplantae, Streptophyta, Magnoliopsida, Brassicales, Brassicaceae.
AUGACCACUACCCCUGGCUUGCUCCCGUACGAGAUCGUGACAGAUAACGGAUCUCAGUUCAUAGCUCGAACAUUCAAAGACUUCUGCAAGAAGUGGAACAUACGCAUAACGUAUUCCACACCUCGUUAUCCUCAAGGAAACGGGCAAGCUGAAGCAACAAACAAAACCCUCUUGAGUAACCUCAAGAAACGGCUCGACGCCCGUAAACAUAGGUGGUCUGAAGAGCUCGCAGCAGUUCUUUGGGCUUGCCGAACUACACCUCACAAAGCUACUCAUGAGACCCCGUUCUCAUUAGCUUACGGGCUAGAGGCCGUCAUCCCAACUGAAACUUCCGUUCCAAGUCUUCGCAGGAUGCAAUGUCCAGCGAACGUCGAGCUGAACGAAGAAAUGUUGAGAGAUCACCUUGACCUUAUCGACGAACGUCGAGAUCAAGCUCUGAUCCGGAUCCGGAUACUAUCAACAGGCCGCAGCUCGCUAUUAUAA